UCAGUCCCGUCCCCCAUCACUGUAUUCUCAUGCUAAGAGCGGGGGCCACACACACACGGAUUCCUGCCUGUCCUGCAGUAGUAGCAGCAGCAGCAGCAGCGUUGGCAGGAAUAAAAAGUGGGGAGAAGAGAGGACCCUCGCCUGUCCCGCGGCUCUUCCAGGAAGCGGCCGGUCUGCUGCUGCGAAGCGGCCGAUGCCCCAGGCCGGCCUGCUGGAAGGGGAGUGGCUGCAGCCGGGCAAGGCGGGACUGAAUCCGGAGAGGCGAGUCCUGCGGGAGCAGCAUGGCCGGGCGGGGCUGCGCCUCCGGGCAGGUCGGGAGGCACCUCGGGCCGCCGCAGGAGGGGGGGCAGGGCGCUGGGAGGAGGCGCCGCCAGCAGCAGCAACAGCAGCAGGAGCAGCACGAUGCAUUCCCGGUCCCUUAUUCAUCCCUUUGGCCGCCGCCGGCGGCCUGGGCUUCCCCCGCCGCUCCGGGCUUGGCAGAUCACCGGGGGCUGCGGCGGGGCGCGGAGGAGGAGGCAGGCGAGCAGCAGCAGCAGCCCCCGUGGCGGGGGCGGCGGCCCACCGCGAUGGAGCCCCCCGAGCGGGGCUUCUGGAGGCGGCGCCGGCGCAGCGGCCGCCCCCGCCUUCUCCGCGCGCCCUGGUUCCUCUUCUGGCGGAGCCUGCCCCGGCGGCAGUGUGGUCUGCUGGCGGCCGGGCUGACCUGCUGCACCAUCCUGGCCUUGUACGCCGCCAGCAGCCUGCAGGACCUGCCGCUGCUGUGGCGGCACGAGGACGAGGACGAGGUGGCGACGACGACGGUGCUGCUGUGGUGGGAGCCCUUCGGGCGCAGCCGGAGCCUGGGCGACUGCCGCCGGCGCUUCAACAUCAGCGCCUGCCUCCUCACCACCGACCGCAGCCGCCACCUGGAGGCGCAAGCCAUCCUCUUCCACCACCGCGACCUCAUCCAGCGGGGCACCGGCCAGCUGCCCCGGCUCAGGGCCCCCAGCCAGCGCUGGGUCUGGAUGAACUUCGAGUCGCCUUCGCACUCGCCGGACCUCCAGGGCCUGGCGGGCAUCUUCAACUGGACCAUGUCCUACCGGGUGGACUCGGACAUCUUCGUGCCCUACGGGUACCUCCAGCCCAGGCAGGCAGCGGCCCCUUUCACGCUGCCCGCCAAGACCAAGCUGGUGGCCUGGGUCAUCAGCAACUGGAACGAGGAGCACGUCCGGGUGCGCUACUACCGCCAGCUGAAGAACUAUCUCCCCAUCGACGUUUAUGGGGCGCAGGGCCUGGAACUGAAGGGCGACAGUGUGGUCAAGACCGUCUCGGAAUACAAGUUCUACCUGGCCUUCGAAAACUCCCAGCAUCCCGACUACAUCACCGAGAAGCUCUGGAGGAACGCCUUCAAAUCCUGGGCCGUGCCCGUCGUCCUGGGCCCGCCCCGGGCCAACUACGAGCUGUUCAUGCCCGCCGAUUCCUUCAUCCAUGUCGAGGACUUCUCCAGCCCCCUGCAGCUGGCCAUUUACUUGAAAUUCCUGGACAAGAACAAGAGCAGGUACAAGAGGUAUUUCGCCUGGAGAAAGCGGUACGACGUGCAGGUGACCGCCUUCUGGGACGAGCAUUGCUGCCGGGUUUGCAAAGCAGUCAGGACUGCUGGACAGCAACGCAAGACCGUGCAAAACCUCGCCAACUGGUUUGAGAGCUGACCGGGGGGGGGGAACGGGUCAUUUUUCACAGGGCUGGGGCUGGCCUGAGGGGUGGGCAAGUCAGGGAGCCACCCUGGGUGCCUACCGGAGCUUGCUUGGUUGAAUCCACUCUCUGCCGUGAGCCAGGGAGUGACUUUCAACUUAUAACCAAAGAUCUACAGCAGUGUUCUUCAUUGUCAGGCUCCGGUGCCAGGGGCGGGCCGCCUGAACCCUAAGUGUGGCUCCUUGACGAUCGGUCCUGCAUGAGGCUUCGGCCCAAGCUGAAUACUCUGCACAGUCCCCCUGGCACCAUGUGGAGAGGACCGUGCCCACUAUGCAGUGCUGCACUUUUGCCCAGUGCCAGGCGGCUCCUUGAAGGAAAACGGAACCCUCUUGAGCCCCUGCACCAUCUUGGAAGGUGAGCACAGAGCUCUGGGAAGCCUAGCCCCUUGCCAGGCCUUUCUCCGAGAGCUCUGGCUAGAGGACUCUGUCCUAGCGCAGCCCUGUGUGGAGAAAUGGCUCUCACACUGAAGGUGUUUUGCCCCAGUGGGCCCUGCUUGGAGAAGAGUGAGGGUCACUGUCCUGCAGGUUCUUUGGCCUGCAGAAAGGAACUACCGUCAAUUACCAUGGGGGGAUACCAAAGGCAGUCCUCGCCCAGGGCGCUGUUUUUCCAAGGGCCAGCCCUGCACAAGAGACCUUUUACAAAACGCGGGGG
Messenger RNA from Hemicordylus capensis (graceful crag lizard), 2379 nucleotides. RefSeq names its product fucosyltransferase 4 (gene FUT4). The transcript has a single exon. NCBI's taxonomy places the organism in Eukaryota, Metazoa, Chordata, Lepidosauria, Squamata, Cordylidae. The record is from RefSeq and is a predicted model, not a curated record. Gene Ontology annotation, cellular component: membrane. Bases 282 to 1685 code for a protein of 467 amino acids. Gene Ontology annotation, molecular function: alpha-(1->3)-fucosyltransferase activity.